Molecule: messenger RNA, 696 nt
Organism: Monoraphidium neglectum
Lineage: Eukaryota; Viridiplantae; Chlorophyta; Chlorophyceae; Sphaeropleales; Selenastraceae
Product: alkyl hydroperoxide reductase/thiol specificantioxidant/Mal allergen
Exons: 8
Coding region: 1-696 (231 amino acids)
Molecular function (GO): oxidoreductase activity; antioxidant activity
Source: RefSeq, a predicted model, not a curated record
AUGAUCGCCACGCUCAAGGAGUUCCCUCCCCGCCAGAAGCCCGCCACCUUCACGGUGGACCAGCUGCUGGCCAAGCUGCAGGCCGGCAUGCCCAGCUCGGUGCUGACGGAGAGUUGCGACCUGGCAAUUGGGACCAAGGCGCCAGAUUUCGAGCUGCCCGAGCCCCUGACGGGCACGACCGUGAAGCUGGCUGACGUGGCGGAGGGCGCCAAGGCCACGCUCGUCAUGUUUGGCUGCGUCCACUGCCCCUUCGUGGUGCACCUCAAGGGCCCGUUUUCCAAAAUCGCCAAGGAUUACUUGGCAAGGGGCGUCAAAACGGUGGCCAUCAGCAGCAACAGCGUGGUGACCCACCCCCAGGACGGCCCAGAGUUCAUCGCAGCCGAGGCCAAAGAGCUGGGGUACACCUUUCCCUACCUCUACGACGAGAGCCAAGACGUUGCGAAAGCCUACAAGGUGGCCUGCACCCCCGAGUUCUUCGUGUUUGACGCCGACCUGAGGCUGGCCUACCACGGCCAGUUUGACGACACGCGGCCGGGGGGCAGCGCCCCCGUCACAGGCCGCGACCUUGUGGGCGCGCUGGACGCGGUGCUGUCGGGGCAGCCUGCGCCCAGGGCCAAGCCCAGCAUUGGAUGCAACCUCAAGUGGCACCCUGGGAAGGAGCCGGAGUGGUACGGGCCGCAGCAGGUCAAGAAGUAG